AUGGUACCAAUUUACGGCAUUACAUGGACAAUCACAAAUACUUCAGUCCGUUGGUGUUUGUUUGCAUGUCUAAAGGAUGAGGACUGUGUCUCCAUCUUCUUCAAUAGUGGCACCUGCCAUGGGUAUCCCGAAAAGAUUCACGAUAUGAUAGAAAUAAGACAAAUUUAUGGAACUAGUUACUACGAAAUUGCAGGACCAAUGGGAAAUGUAGCUGCAGGGAAAACGGCAAUCCAGUCGUCAAAUUAUGGAUUGGAGAAAUACUAUGGUCCAGCUCUUGCACUGGACGCAGUGCGGCAUCCUUACCAAAAUGACCCUGACAUUAGUCGCAAGUCCUGCUCCCAUACACGUUCUGAUGCAGAUAAUUUCCCCUUCUGGCAGGUCGACCUGGAUGCACUAUAUCUGGUGUUUCUGAACAUCACUGUAGCUGAAACAGCGAAUGGACCACGACAUUUGUGUAUGUACUAUCCUGGACCGGGCUUUAUGAACCAGAUGAAAACGUUUUACUGCGAGACACCAGUGAAAGGCCAGUUCGUGAGAAUCUCUAGGGAUGAAAGGGUACUGAACAUGUGUGAGUUGGAGGUGUACGGCUUUCCAUUGCACUAA
Messenger RNA from Ylistrum balloti, 603 nucleotides. RefSeq lists its product as uncharacterized. The record is from RefSeq and is a predicted model, not a curated record. Lineage: Eukaryota; Metazoa; Mollusca; Bivalvia; Pectinida; Pectinidae. The coding region runs from base 1 to 603 and encodes 200 amino acids. The transcript is spliced from 3 exons.